Octodon degus (degu) is the source of this 748-nucleotide messenger RNA. RefSeq names its product bolA family member 1 (gene Bola1). Gene Ontology annotation, cellular component: mitochondrion. NCBI's taxonomy places the organism in Eukaryota, Metazoa, Chordata, Mammalia, Rodentia, Octodontidae. The transcript has 2 exons. The record is from RefSeq and is a predicted model, not a curated record. Bases 270 to 683 code for a protein of 137 amino acids.
UACUGGCGGGGUGGUAACCCAGGUCAAACGACAGGUAAAAAGGGCCCUCUUUGGGGCUUCUUACGGUCCAAUUCACCAAAAGGAGGGAGUUGCGUAUGCCCUAUUUUUGCAGUUUCCGACCAUUCCCCCCAAAUCUCUGUAGUAACCAGGGGGCCUCUGGGCCCGGCCUCUAAUCGCCCUCACCCCUCCGCUGCCUGAAGCCAGAAACCACAGGUCGCCCGAGCGGAGGCAGCGUCGCGGCUCCGGGUCUGGAGCCGAGGCAGUAACGGAUGCUGAGUGGGCAGCUGCUCCGACGCCUGGGCUCCAUGGCCACCCGCGUGUGUUUGUCCCCGGGUAGCGCAGGGCCCGGGCCCGUCGGCCCGGUGGAGGCCGCCAUCCGCGCGAAGUUGGAGCAAGCCCUGAGCCCGGAGGUGCUGGAGCUGCGCAACGAGAGCGGCGGCCACGCCGUCCCGCGCGGCAGCGAGACGCACUUCCGCGUGGCGGUGGUGAGCUCGCGUUUCGAGGGAAUGAGCCUCCUGCAGCGGCACCGGCUGAUCCACGAGACGCUGUCGGAGGAGCUGGCCGGGCCGGUUCACGCGCUGGCCAUCCAGGCUCGGACCCCUGCCCAGUGGAGGGAGAACCCUCAGCUGGACACGAGCCCCCCCUGCCUUGGUGGGAGCAAGAAAACUAGAGGAACCCCUUGACCUCUAAGAGUUGAGGAGGACCCGAAUAUGAAGGGGCUGGGUGAGAAUAAAGUAUUAAACUACUA